UAACAGUUCGAGUUCGGUCACCGCCACGCACAGUCGGUCGAGAGUGGAAAGCGAAUUUUCCCGGGAAACGCGUCCGCUGCCUGGAGCCGCUACCCGAACGAGCGCAGAAUAAAAUUGAUAAAAUAUAGGAAAAUAUUGCUUAUGCAAAUAAUAAAAUGCCCACGAUUCGCGUGUGCCUGCAAUGGACUUCGGUUGUCUUCAGUACAAUCACCUUGAUCGUUGGCAUCCUGGCGGCACUGGCCGGUGUCUAUGAGCUGGACAAAUACAGCGAGGGCUCCGCGGAGCAUCUCGAAAAGUUCAUCCAACUGGGCAUGGCAGGUGCUCUGAUCUUGGCCGGAUUAAUCGGUUGCCUGGGAGCCAUUUUCGGUUCCAUCAAAGUGAUGGUUGUGAACCUGGCUGUGCUUCUCAUUCUGAUGGUGGCGCACAUCUGGAAAGUGUCCCACUACAACGAGACCAAGCAGCUGGACGCCACCGAGGUGUACGUGAUGGAUCUCUGGAUGAAGGAGCUGACACACCCCGGCGCCAUGAACCACUUGCAGCAGGAGUACGAGUGCUGUGGCGACAAGGGCUCCGCCGACUACAAAAGCCUCAACAUUAAGAUGCCGCGCAGCUGUUAUCACACCAAGGAUGGAUUGCACGCCCUGUUACCCUAUGGAGAGGGCUGCAUGGCCGUCGUGAAGAGAGCUUACCUGCAGAUUUACCGCUACGAGAGGUUGGUCCACUGCGGACUUAUUGGCUACGAGGUCGUGGGCAUCAUCUUGGGCAUCACCUUGUGCUGCCAGCUGACCAACAAGACUCGUCGCUACAACUACUGAUCACCCAUGACAUUUAUACAUAAGCACUUCCCACUUGGAUAUACAAUAAACAACACAUCCGAUAAGAUCUU
Molecule: messenger RNA, 886 nt
Organism: Drosophila takahashii
Lineage: Eukaryota; Metazoa; Arthropoda; Insecta; Diptera; Drosophilidae
Gene: Tsp42Eo
Product: Tetraspanin 42Eo
Cellular component (GO): plasma membrane
Source: RefSeq, a predicted model, not a curated record